This is a messenger RNA of Dermacentor silvarum, 1103 nucleotides long. RefSeq lists its product as uncharacterized. The record is from RefSeq and is a predicted model, not a curated record. Lineage: Eukaryota; Metazoa; Arthropoda; Arachnida; Ixodida; Ixodidae. The transcript has 3 exons. Bases 1 to 897 code for a protein of 298 amino acids.
AUGCACACGUGGCCUCCGAGAUCAGAGUGCACGCUCGGUCACUGGAAUCUCGGAGGCAAUGAUGCACCUAUCACUGACUCGUCACUGGAGAUGAGUAUGGCUAGCGGGGGCAUCUGCCAAGCAAACACAGCUCACCGGGCCCACGCGCUGGAGGCCCAGUCUGCCCUGAAUAACACCGGCAGUGGACUGCUAGUCAUGUUCAGCUCGACGCUGGCGGUUGUGGACUACGUGGGCGAGAGCGGUGCGCCGGGUCCCACGGCGCCCGGACACGAGUGCGAGUCGAACUUGGCGCUCGACAUCGACAUCAUUUGCAACACCAGCGCCAUGCAGAAUUAUCGCACCGACAUCUACGAUGCCGUGGAGGUGGCCAGGUACAACGUCGACGUCUUCGCGCACUUCGCCAGCUUCGAGAGCAAGAAGACGCUGGAGAGAAAGAUGGACAUUUACCUUAACUACACUUCGGGGGGCUGGGCCGUGUUCGACAUCCAGCGUGACGUGUCAGCCUGGUGCCUGAGCCCCGACCCGUACCACCGGCUACAGGCGAUGGCCGUCAAAUUGCAAGGAGGUCAGGCAAAACGUGGGAUGAUUCGCCGGCACUUCUAUCACCAGACGCGUCGCGUGAGCGCCUCUGUUUGCCUUUCGGAAGAGCGGCUCAACUUGUCAGGGAGACCAACAGAGCUCAACUGUCAAGCGUUCAAGUGCGAUUGUUCAAUGGCAAACACUAUACUGUUGCACGAAACUGCUUACCUGUGCAAACCCAUUGUUUGGCAACCGACGAAUUUUUGUGUUGUUUCGAAAUUUCGGCUGCCCAUCUUCCAUUGUUACGCUCUCCUAAUGUUCGCGUUCUGUUUUAAUAGCUUUUGUACUCCUACCUCUUGCUGUAGUGCAUCUAAAUAAAUACAACCUAGAGAAAGGUGCCAUUCAAGACGAAAUAUGUGGCAAUCGUUUUCUAAAUAAUAAAGCCACUGGGACGAUUUGAAAGGUUGUGUAUUGAAUUUAUUUAAUAGAUUGUCCCCGUAUGGCCGGGGUUACUAUAAAGAUCUAAAAAAUCAGCACCUUUUGAUGCUAAUCUUGUCCCAAUACUCCCCAUUUACCUUGCGUGC